This is a messenger RNA of Cucurbita maxima (winter squash), 2988 nucleotides long. RefSeq lists its product as uncharacterized. Gene Ontology annotation, biological process: cell surface receptor signaling pathway. Gene Ontology annotation, molecular function: protein binding. The transcript has 3 exons. The coding region runs from base 504 to 2342 and encodes 612 amino acids. The record is from RefSeq and is a predicted model, not a curated record. Lineage: Eukaryota; Viridiplantae; Streptophyta; Magnoliopsida; Cucurbitales; Cucurbitaceae.
GUUAAUUCUUAGUGGGUGACGGAGUAGGCAUACAGACAAAUGCCUCUCUGUCUCUGCCUCUGCGGUGACUCUUCACGAAGAAUGUCUGUGUUUCUAUCAUUACCCUCAGCUCCACAAACAAACACAAUCACGAGGCCACAAUUAAAAUAAAUAAAUAAAUAAUUUAUUUCCAAUAUAUUUUACCAAAUUUAAGCUCUUUCUCUUUCCCCUCAAUAAAUCAACCAUUUUUAGUUCAAUUUAGAUGACGAUAAUGUUCAUUUGAAAAGAAUCCGAGAUUAAUUUGAGUUCCACCAUACAUAGUUGACUGGUCAACUCCUUGCAAUUUCUUCACACGACUUUCCACUAAAUUUAGAUAUUUGAGAAAUUUUCAUUGACCCAUUUCAUCAUUUCCUCCAAUUCUCCCAAGAAAGCUUCGAGCUACUUCAGCUCUGAAAUUCAGGGCAACCCCAGAUUCUUGGAACUUGUAACUUUGCUUCUUUGUUGUUCUUGUUCUUGUUGUAGCGAUGGCUGCCGCCGUUCCUCCGCCUCCUGCCGCUGAAGAAGAAGGAGCAAUUCUUAAUGAAUUUACACCUCCGAUUUUGUUAGCUGAUAAGAUUUUGAAAUUGGCCCAAGAAGCGGUUUCUUCGAGGCAAGAAUGUGUUGAUAUAGCCCAACAAGUCGACGAAAUUUACCGGAAGCUUCAAGCCACCGUUCGCCUGAUCUCCACCACCACGCAGCCGCUCUACGAGCGCCCAAUUCGCCGGAUCGUGGCCGAUGUAACGAAGAAUCUCGAACGUGCUUUGAACUUCGUCAGCAAAUGCCGCCAUAGUGGGUUUCUCAGGCAAGUUUUCUCCAUGACCACCAUUGCCGAUUUCCGUAAGGUUUCAGGUCUUCUCGAGUCUUCAAUCGGCGAUAUGAAAUGGCUUAUUUCCAUUUUUGAUCCCGAUGGCUCUGUUGGGUUGCCUCCGAUUGCGAGUAACGACCCAACUUUAGCCUAUAUUUGGCCUUGUAUUGCCACAAUCCAAAUGGGUUCAAUUAAGAAUCUCGAAGCUGCGAAUCAGUUAACGUUACUCACUCGUGGGAACGAUCGGAAUCAGAAAAUCGUGGUGGAGGAAGGCGGCGUUCCGCCAUUGCUUAAAUUACUUAAGGAUUAUGCUUCCCCUGAUGCUCAAAUUUCUGCUGCUAAUGUUCUUAUUAAUGUUGCUUCUGUUCCUGAAAGGGUUAAAUCCAUUUUGGAUGUUCUUGGGGUUCCGAUUAUUGUUCAAGCUCUUAAUUAUUCCUCCAUGAGGGUUCAAAUUGUUGUGGCAAAUUUGGUUUCGCAAAUGGCUGAACUUAGCUCUCUUGCUCGAGAGGAGUUUGCUAGAGAGAAUGUUACUAAACCUUUGGUUACUUGUUUGUCUAUUGAUAUGGUUUUGGAUGAUCCUAAAGUUCAUUUAGGGAAGAGUAGUUUUCAUUCUGUGGUUGAGAUGAAGAAGGAGCUUGAUGGGAAAGCUUCGAGUAGUUCACUGAAUUUGAAUUCGUCGUCGGGUUUGUGUUCGUCGUAUUCUGAUGGUAGUAGCAGAGGAGGCCAUCAGAGAAAGGAGAAAGAAGUUGAGAGCUCUGAAGUUAAGCUUCAGCUUAAGGUGAAUUGUGCUGAAGCUCUAUGGAGACUCUCGGAAGGGAGCGUUUCGAAUAGUCGAAAGAUCACGGAGACGAAAGGGUUGUUGUGUAUGGCGAAGAUUAUCGAGAGUGAAGAAGGGGAUUUGCAAUACAAUUGCUUGAGGACAGUGAUGGAGGUAACGGCUGUUGCAGAGUCGAAGCCAGACUUUAGACAUGUUGCAUUUAAGAUCACUUCACUCGCUCCGAAAGCGAUUCUGUAUCAACUUUCGAGAUUGAUUCAAGAGGAACGUGAUCCAAGGUUGCAAGUUCCCGCAAUCAAAUCGAUCGGUUCUCUUGCAAGGAUUUUUCCUGCUAAGGAAUCACGGAUUAUCGAUCUUUUGGUUAUGCAGAUGAAGAGUAUAAACAUGGACGUAGCCUUGGAGGCGGUCGUUGCGUUAGGGAAGUUUGCUUGCCUCGAAAAUUAUAACUGCGUAGCACAUUCGAAGUCGAUUAUCGAGUUUGAUGGCGUUCCUCCUCUAAUGAAACUUUUAAGACAAAACGAGGCUGCUCAAGUACCUGGCUUAAAGCUGCUAUGUUAUCUUGCACUGAGUGCAGGCAAUAGCAAGGCUUUAGAGGAGGCUCAUGCCUUGAAUGAGAUGAAGAGGAUGGCUCGUCUCGUUUUCGCUCACACCGACUUGCACGAGUUGUAUUCUAAAGCCAUACACCACCUUACUCUUUAUCAGGCUGGAGCUCAUCAUAUCCACAGGCACCACUUUUCACCGUGAGCUUAAUAAGCAAUGUUGUUGUACAUUAAAUCAAAUUGGAGGUUGUUCAAAGUUCUUCACAAUCUGAGAUUAAGUCGCUAUAGUCCACACAGAAUAGCGACUGCACGAGUCGCACCGUCAAUGGCCCAGGGUAGAGACCGAGACAAGACAUUGAAGAACUCUGGCUCUGGCUCUGGCUCUGGCUCUGGCUCUGGCUCUGGCUCUGGUGCCCUUCAUACACGAACGUCCUGGAAAUUCCGAAGGAAAUGAACACAUCACACUAGAUGUUACAUUGGUUGGCUCUGUCCCACAUCACUAAACCCAGAGAGAUUAGUUCCUUCAACGUCCACGACACGAAUGGGAUGUACUCGGGCGUUGAGGCUCGUAAAAGGAAAUUUUGCAGGGUGUCCAGCAUCAUCACGUGUCAACUUUAAGCAAAGGGGAAUCCAAGCCAAAGCUAAUGAAGAAUCUGAAGCAAUUUCUGAUUACACCUAAUUCUUUGCAAGUUUCAAAGUGUAUUGACUUCUCCACAUAAACUGAACCUUUACUCUACUUCUCCAUAGCUCAUAUUCUUCUAAAUGUCUUUUCCCGACGAACGACAUGUAUUAGUGACGGUAUCGAGAAAUCCUAACUAGUCUGACUCGAUGAUAGCAAGCAUGAUAUAGAA